Molecule: messenger RNA, 712 nt
Organism: Oenanthe melanoleuca
Lineage: Eukaryota; Metazoa; Chordata; Aves; Passeriformes; Muscicapidae
Gene: LIM2
Product: lens intrinsic membrane protein 2
Exons: 4
Coding region: 201-578 (125 amino acids)
Cellular component (GO): membrane
Source: RefSeq, a predicted model, not a curated record
CCCAGAGCCUUCGGCAUUGUGUCCCCAACAAUGGCAGCGCCACGUGCCGGGGGCCCUGUCCCCUCCCGGGGGACAGCGCGGGGACACGGGGACAGCGGGACACGGGGACAGCGGGACACGGGGACAGAGGGACGCGGGGACAGACGGACGCGGGGACAGGCGGCCAUGGGGCAGCGGCGCAGCGGCUGCUGAAGGCGGGGAUGCCCGCCGCAGGGGGGUUGCUGUGCGGGGCCAGUGGCCUGGCGCUGCUGGUGGCCGCCACCGCCACCCAUUUCUGGGCGCAGCGCCGGGCGCCGGGGGGCGCGGCCAGCCUGGGGCUGUGGCACGGCUGCCUCGGGGGACAGUGCCACCCCCACGCCACCACCCCAGCGCUCCUGGAGGCCGCGCGGGUGCUGCUGCUGCUCUCGGUGGUCGCCGCCGCCGCCGGACUCGCCCUGGGCCUGGCCGUGGGGGCCGGCGGGGGGCGGAGGGCGCGGACACGAGUGGCCGGGGCCACCCUGCUGCUGGCAGGGCUUUUCCACCUCUGCGCCGCUUCCAAGGAUCCGUCCCCGGAGAGCUCCGAAGUUGGGGGGUCCUGAGCGGUCCUGGGUUAUCUCCCCAAAAUUUUGGGGUUCCCCGGGUCCGGCCUCUGCUGAUCGCCCCCGUUGCCGCUCCUGGUUUUUCCCUUUUCCCCCAAAUUUUGCCGUGCCAAUAAAUGUAAAUUCCUCCUGCA